AUCAAGCACCUAGGCUUGCAGACUGCUUCACAAACAUUUGUGAAAGAAUGGAUCGCUCUCAGGAGCUCAGUGAAUUCAAGCGUGGUACCGUGAUAGGUUUCCACCUGUGCAAUAAGUCUAUCCGUGAAAUUUCCUUGCUACUAAAUAUUCCAUGGUCAAUUGUUAGUAUUAUUAUAACAAGUUGGAAGCAACUGGGAACAAUAGCAGCUCAGCCAUGAAGUAGUAGGCCACGUAAAAUAACAGCGGGGUCAGCGCAUGCUGAAGCUCACAGUGCACAGUAGUCACCAACUGUCUGCAGAGUCAAUAGCUAAGGACCUCCAAAUUGCGUGUGACCUUCAGAUUAUCACAACAACAGUGUGUGUAGAGAGCUUCAUAGAAUGGGUUUCCAUGGCCAAGCAAUUGCAUCCAAGCCUUACAUCACCAAGUGCAAUGCAAAGCAUCAGAUGCAGUGGUAUAAAGCACGCUGCCACUGGACUCUAGAGCAGUACUUGCCUGAAUGCAUUGUGCCAAGUGUAAAGUUU
This is a messenger RNA of Staurois parvus, 521 nucleotides long. NCBI's taxonomy places the organism in Eukaryota, Metazoa, Chordata, Amphibia, Anura, Ranidae. The record is from the annotation of a GenBank genome assembly.